Molecule: messenger RNA, 1091 nt
Organism: Durio zibethinus
Lineage: Eukaryota; Viridiplantae; Streptophyta; Magnoliopsida; Malvales; Malvaceae
Product: NAC domain-containing protein 90-like
Biological process (GO): regulation of DNA-templated transcription
Molecular function (GO): DNA binding
Source: RefSeq, a predicted model, not a curated record
AAAAAAAAACACAAGACAAAAAGCAUAAAAACUCAAGAGCAACAUAUAUAUCUAUAUAGGUACAUACCAGAAAUGGAGGUCGCGAUGGGUUUUCGCUUCUUUCCGACGGAAGAAGAGUUGGUUUCCUUCUACCUACGCAACCAGUUAGAAGGCAAGAGACAAGACAUGCACCUUGUUAUCCCAGUCGUCAACAUUUAUGAUGUAGAACCAUGGGAACUUCCACAACUUGCUGGGGAGUGUUGUAAAGGAGACUCUGAGCAAUGGUUCUACUUUACACCAAGACAAGAGAGGGAAGCUCAUGGAGGGAGACCUAACCGCACUACGACUUCUGGAUACUGGAAGGCAACAGGGUCUCCCAGCUAUGUCUACUCCUCAGAUGACCGAGUGAUAGGAAUGAAGAAAACCAUGGUUUUUUAUAACGGAAAAGCUCCUUCUGGGAGGAAAACAAAAUGGAAGAUGAAUGAAUAUAAAGCCAUAGAAGCAGUAGCCAACUCAUCUGCUGCUGUUACUCCUAAGUUGAGACACGAAUUCAGUUUGUGUCGAGUCUACGUUGUAUCAGGCAGCUUUCGAGCAUUUGAUAGACGCCCACCAGAAGAUGUGUCACGAGGAAGACAACUUCAUAACAGGGCUGCAACAUCUUCUGAGAAAGCUACAAUGAUGGAGAUAACAAGCUCCUCAGGUACAUCAAAUUCUGGAGGAAACCACUCAGAUCACCCAGAAGCCAGUGAGGAUGAUAUUUGGCAGAUGGUUAAUGAUCUGCCAGAACCUCCCUUAGGAUGGGAACAAAUGAACAGGACCUGAGUUAAGCAAUAUUAGUAGGUAACCAGCCCUUUAUGUGGCAUGAUUGAAUUGUACCACAAGCAAAACCUAACUUUAGAAUGUAGAAGAAUUUCUUCUUCCCACUUGUAGGCCAAGGGAACGUAGCAAAUAAGCAAGAUCUAAAGAGAUCAUUCUACGUAAAAUAGGAUUAAUUUUUUGAAAUCCCACAGUUUUUGUAAAGAUAUCUGUAACUGCUAUUUGGUUUUAAUCAGUUGGAAGAUGUACUCACCAUUAUUCCUCUGCCGAACGUCCAUUGUAAAACUCAACACAGA